AAGACGUGUAGAUAAUUUAACAUUUGAAGCAAAUUUAGUUAAGACCUACCUUUCUAUAAUGUAUUAACCGGAAAUGUGUAACAUACCUAUGUCUCGAUUUAUAAUGGAUAUGUCUAUGUUUUAACAAGCCAGAGAGAUAAACACGUUUUAGUGUUUCACAUAUAUGUGAUCAGUACGACGGCGCGGUUAUGACGAAUCACAUACCUGGACCAGAGUUUUGUUUGAAGACGAAGAUACGUAUUAUAAAACAGCUUCGUAUUUGCUUCGCGUUACAUGUAAAUACAAGACAUGGCGAGUCUAGCCGAUGUACUCUCGGAGAAGGAAAGGACGAACUGGUUGAAGGCAUGGCUGGCACUUGACAUUGCAAAGUCUGGAUUGCAGAAAUUCGUACAAACAGAGGCUCAGAAUUUCCACACAAGUAUUUUCAGCCCAAUCUGGUCAAGUAUGCAGGCACCAGCAUCGUGCAUUGGCUGUAAUACUGCCAAUUUGUUAAAAUGCCCAACACCUGGCGUGUGCAAUAAACGCCGACCCAAUUCGUUUUGUACUGCCAUACACGACACAGUAGAAAAUCAAACGCGAGCGUGUCCUUUGAAUAUAUGUGAUCAGGUUCGGGUCGAAAUAGAAAAGUACCACCGAUACAACAGGCCGUCAUGGAAGUGUACAUCGGCAAAUCAAUGGGCUUCAAAUCCGUGGGAAAUUGCAAAAAGCUAUUUUCCACCAGAUGGAUAUGAGCGUAUAAGGUCUAUUCAAGAGACUGAUUUCAACGGAAUGAUUAGUUUUAUGUUGAAUUGCUCGCACUUUGACAGAUUGUUUUCAUUUACCAUAGCGACAGCACCAAACCCUCCAUGUCUCCUUACAAAGGCUCGAUUUAUUUGCAAAAAUGUUCGUCAUUCAUCCGAGUUUAAACUCACAGACGCUGAACUGCAUGACCACUGCACAACACUCGCAGAUAUUUUGAAUGAUCCAUAUUGCCUAGCUCAAGAUCAACAUGCACAAGAGGCGUUGAGAAAACUGACAAUGCUGCAACUCGAAACGUUACAGAUCCCGGAAAUGAUCCGUUUACUAGAACAUUCCACUACUCAGAAAUGUGAACUGUUAACAUUAAAUGCAGUGAACGAAAUUAAGGCUUAUGUAGAGAACAUUAAGAGAGAAUUAGAGACUCCGACUAAAAAGAAAAGUUACAUUCAAGAUUGUGAAGCGCUUAAACAAAGAAUAACGAAGUAUUACAACACACAUUUAUGGCACACACCAUUAUCUGUAUUAAAGCCGCUCCAAGAUAUACCGUUGAUGGAUAUAUAUGUUCCGCCAAAGAUAUUAAAACUUGAAAAUGUAAAUGACCAAUCACAAACAGACGGCAUGCAGCUUAAAACGUAUAAAGAUAUUCUAAAGAGGGACACACGCAAUCGUCCUAUCUUCUUAAGGGGGGAUCCUGGGACAGGCAAAUCAACAUUCGCAGCUAAGCUAGUUUUAGACUGGUGUUAUGUUUCGUCCAAUUUGGAACCGACUCCUGACAAAGAAACACUUUUUGGUGAUCUACACACACUUCAUGAAUAUGAUUUCCUUUUUCUGGUGACACUAAGAGAUUCGCCGGAUCAGCGAGAAGUAAUGCAUAUGAUUAAAGAGCAGAUUAUUGACAAUAUAUAUGCAGACAUGGACCAGGCUAAAGUGUACGAACUUCUUCAAGAAGUAAUGCAAAAAGAGCGAUGUCUAUUAAUUCAAGACGGUAUAGAUGAGUGGUGUCAUUAUAAAGGAAAACAAUGCACGCCGUUGCUGCAAACCUGUUACGACCGCUGUACGGUGUUGAUCACAACUCGUCCUUGGAAAAUCGCAGAGUCUAUAAAAGAUUCAAACAUUGGCAUCUUACUUGAAAUAAAAGGAAUAAGCAAUCCAUAUAGACUAGCUGAAAACAUAUUCGCAUUGACGCAUAGUAAACAUGUGGAAUGUUUGGAAUUCAAAGCGUACAUCAAUACACAUGCGCUAAAGGAAUUUUUGCCCGUACCGAUGAUGCUCACAAUAAUUGCUUGCUUGUGGAUAGACGGGGUUAGCUUAAACGGAUCUUUGUGCAAAAUCUUCAGUACUCUGCUUGAAAGCCUUCUGAAAAAAGUAACCCAUGAACAUGGGUUUUUUGAUGAUUCUCACCUAAAUUGUUUCAAGGACACUUUGUUCAUAAAACCGAAUAUUACAUGUUUGAAGGCACUUGCUAAGGUGGCGUUUCAUAGUAUUUUUUCCUUUGAAAGGGAAAAGUCAUUUGUGUUUAGUGAAAAGUUAUUGUAUCAGUAUUUGUCGCAUGAAACAGAAAAAGAAAACAUACAUCGUUUUGCGCUUCAUGUCGGUAUUUUAACUCAGCGAAGAAGUUCACCCUUUAAGAAUACAUCAGCAACUUUUUCAUUUGUUCAUAGAAGUAUCCAAGAGUUUCUGGCUGCGAUUUAUAUUGCUGACAAUAUGGGCGUCAUCGAUGGUGACUUGAGCGACUUUGUUACGAAGUCUGAGGACAAUCAUCAGUAUUUAAGCGAUGUGUUUAAAUAUCUUUGUGGACUAAAUAUCAAUGCUGCAAACAAUUUGUCGUGUGUUUUGUACAACCACGUCGCUAGAAUUAGUACAAGUCAGCCUCAUUUCUUCGAAAGUCGUACUUUUCAGAAGAUAUUGAUAUCAGGAUAUAAAGAAGCAUUAGCAAACGGUUUUAAGCAAAGCCAAAUCCACUUGAGAAUAAGUCACAUUUAUUGUGAUGUUUCAAGUUCAUGCAAAGCUGACUUCGAAAUAGUAACUCGUAUCCUGGAGGCCAACAUAUCGAAUUUGCGUUCCUGGUAUAUAUUGGAUGAUACAUUGCGUCCUUUCAAACGUUUCCCUGAAGAAACAAAAGAUAUUACGAAGGACGAAAUAAACCGCAGGUAUACGGUGCUUCAAGGUAAAUAUGAAUUAUUUGAUCUUUCGCCGUUCGCUAAUCUGGAAAGAAUACACCUGAUUGGGAUAGUGAAAUUGUUACCGAAGGCAUUAUGCAAUCUGCCUAAUCUGAAACACAUUACAAUACAUACCUACGUUACGCAAAUAGACUGUUUAGAUUUGUCUGCAAGUCAGUGGCUGGAAACUGUUGACGUCGGCCACAUAACAGUGGUACUUCCAACUAUUCUACACGGAACAACUCUAAAAUUCAGUGGUAUUUGCGAUCCUUUGAAUUUGUCUUUGUGUCACAAUCUGGAAACAGUCGAACUCAGUUCAGAAGUGAAAUUAACACCGAAUGCAAUAAGUCCGCAGUGCAAUAUUAAGAAUCUAAAAGUGCUUGGGUCAUGUGACCGUUUGAAUUUACCAUAUAAUCAUUAUAUACAAACACUACAUAUUAGUGAUUGUGUAAGGUUGCUACCUGUUUCACUUCGGGGAAACAUCAAACAAAUUAAAUUAAACUGUAUUUGUAGCGGAUUGGAUCUUUCUUCGUGCAUUAACCUACAAGAUAUUGAGCUGGGAACUAGAAUUACAUUAGCACCAUUGUCCGUUUCACUGCUACCCCAUGCAAAAAAACUAAAGUUGAAUUGCACGUGUGACGAGUUAGACUUGCAGAACUGCUAUAAUCUAGAACAAAUCGAACUCGGCGAUAAAAUAACGCUAUCACCAGAAGCCCUUUGCGGAAGAUUUAAACACUUAAAAUUCAACGGAAAAUGUUUUGGGUUAGAUUUGAAAUAUUGCAACGAUCUUGAAACAAUUGAACUCGGUUAUGACGUAAACUUGCUACCGGGGUCUUUCCCUUGUCGAAUGAAGUCCAUAUCCCUCAUAUGCAAAUGUGUCGCAUUAGAUUUAUCAUUGUGUGUUAGUCUUACCGACAUAGCUAUCGGGGAACGAGUAACAUUGGAACCAACUGCGCUUAGUGAGAAUGUCCAACAUCUUGAUUUACAAGGUGUAUGUAGUGAAUUAGAUUUGUCAAAGUGUAACAAAUUAAAAACAAUAUUUGCGGGCAGCGAUAUAACACUCACAACCAAUUGUCUGACUAAUUGCAAAGAGUUGACAGAUCUCGUAUUGCUUGGUACAUAUCGUGAAUUAAAUUUGUCAUUACACACUAAUUUAAAUAAGCUUCAAACUACAUUCAAAAUGGAAAGUUUGUCACUAAAAUGUAAUUGCCAGUUUCGGAAAAAUUACUCCGAUACACUUGACGCUCUUCAGUUAAACCAAAACGACAUACGUGGUCUCGGUGAAGAUUGGUACUUCUUGCUUAAUACCGUGCGUGAUUUCAAUGUACGAAGGAUAAACAUUACAUCAAAUAAGCAACGUACUGACUUGUUCAGUAUAGAAUUAUUUCGAAAGAGCAUGAAGGGUACAACGUCAAAUGAGUCAAAAAUAAAAGUUGUACAGAUGGCAUUGAUCAGCAUUGAAGUGUCAACAUCAUUCCUUCAACGUUUAUUCAAUUCGCUGUUGAUCUGCACUCACAAUGUGAAUUUACAAAUUGAACGUUGUCAAGUGUCCACACUCGACAAUCAGAACCACUUCGUGGAAAAGCUUUGUAUCAAUAUCUUCAAUGGUUCAUUUAUAAUAAACAAUAUGGAUAAUAAAUUAAUUGAAAUGUAUGAGCUUUUGCAAGGUAGAUUUGGACAGAUUAAUGAGAACCCGGUAUUACUAAGAAGUUUAGUUGAUGAAAUAACCCCCAAUAUUCAAAUACCACAUUCACGUAUUCACCUUAUUAUCGUAAAUAAACUAUUAUCGUCACAACAAUUGCGCAAACUGGUAUUUCAUUUGUCAACUGUGGAUUGCCCAAUGGCCUGUCACCUGAUGCUUUCAUGUGAUUUCGGUUCAGAUGUCAUGCAUUUGCGAAAAGGUCAAAUGGUGUCCAUUGAAUACGUGGGUAUUCAGGCGUGGAAGUAUGUGUAUUCACUUCGAGCCGAAAGAACCAUAUAUAUUCGGACGCGACAAAGUUAUGUUUCUCUAGUUGAUGAUAGUGAUAAUAUGGAAGCGCUGGAGGACCCUUUUAACUUCUCUAUGAAAGCGCUGGAGUGCCCUUCUAACUUAUCUGUUAGAAAUUGUGAGUUGUGCUGAUGCAUUACCACUCAUUUUAAGCCUGGAGGACAAGGCGGACAGCGAUUUGUCAGAUGAUGUAAGUCACAAUCCCAUCAUCAUUCAUAGAGAUAUAAAGCCAGAAAAUAUGUUGCUGUCAAAGAGUUUUGACAAUGCAAAACUUUGUAACAUGGGACUUUCAAAAGUUAAAGUAAUUAAUACCAUGAACAUUACAAUUGCAAAUGCUAGAGAAAUGCAGCCGGGUACCCCAGUUGAUCAAGCUCCAGAGAUACUUCUUUAUGGUGGAUCUGCAAAACAAAAAAAGUCAGACAUUUGGAGUUUAAGUUGCACAAACAUAGAAUUGUACACUGAAAAAACUGUUUGGAACUCAGAUCGUACAUCGUGUGAUGAAGACGAGGGAGAUAACUAUGUGCAAAUAAUCAUUAACUGCAUUGAAAGAAAGAAAUUCCACAUGGAGUUUCUAAAAUGGAAAUUAUGCAACUAUGUAUCUCAUCUCAUUAUGAAAUGUCAAAGCGUCCAUCUGCAAUAGAAUUUUGCAAGGUUCUCUCCUAAACAUCACAUCUGGUUACAUUGCAUCAUUGCUAAGAUUUCUUUGCUCUAAUGUAACUUUUGAUAUAUUCUGGUUAUUCACAACCGAUUAACUGAAAAUGGCACUGAAAUCACAAGAGUAAACAUCAAGUAUUAAUCUGAAAAGUUUUUGUGUUACAAGAGUUACUGUUAGUUUUAGCAAAUUACAGUUUAUAUGUCUAGAUAGAUAAAUCUUUGUUUGAAUGUUCUUAUAUCAAAGAUAAAUCUUUACUUGAAUGUUCUUAUAUCACUUUUAAAAUAAAUGCUAACAUUUUUGAAAAGAAAUAUGUCAUGUUGAACUUUUUUAAAACCAUUAUGUUAACCAUUUUGUUGUUGUUUUGUUUGAAUGUUCUUAUAUCAAAUAUAAAUCUUUGUUUGAAUGUUCUUAAAUCACUUUUAAAAUAAAUGUUAAUAUUAUACCAUCCUUCAUGUAAAAUCUUGUCAAUUUGUACCUCGACUUUUCAAAACGUAAGGGGAGCUAUUCCUCUCACCUAGGCGUUGACAUUGGCAUUACGCUCUGUCUAAGUGUUUGAACCUCCGAAGAUGUUUUCUAAGUCACUUAAGAUAUUUCACACUUACUGAUAAAAAUGACCCCUUUUCAUUGGCAAGAGUAAGUAACUCUGUCAUGCAUUUUAUUAAAAUUAUGACCCUUUUUGUUCUUGAGAAAAUAUGUCCAGCUUUGCGUACUACAUCAAAUAUUUUCAAUUAUUUUCAAAUCCCUCAAUAUAUUGUUGUAAGAUUUUUCACAUUUUGUUACCCAUCAUGACCCCUUAAACCUCUUAGCAAGUGUAGACUACUCUGUUAAGCUUAAUGUUAUGGUUGUUUUACAAAUUGUAUUUGAUUAAAUGCCACAUGCUAUGAAAAUAUUAUAUUCCUCAGCUUUGUACAAGUGUUGGCAUUAUCCUUUUAAAUAUCAUUAUAAUGAAAAUAAACUAUGAAAAUAA
Molecule: messenger RNA, 6506 nt
Organism: Dreissena polymorpha
Lineage: Eukaryota; Metazoa; Mollusca; Bivalvia; Myida; Dreissenidae
Exons: 5
Coding region: 289-5016 (1575 amino acids)
Source: RefSeq, a predicted model, not a curated record